AUGGCAUACAAGAUGCUUGAUCCCAAGUGCACGGCACAGUCACUGUUAGAUGCGCACUGCGCAAUUCGCCACAAAACAAUGAUCACCUUCGCAGAGAACUUCAGGGCCUACGCCCCUGAAUCAGGAUACUCUGACAAGGAUCUAAUCGUCAAAAUUAGGGAACAACGGUCGACCCACAUCCAGAUGGUUAUGUCAGUAACAGAGACUCUAGACCUGUCAAAGAUUCCAACCACUUGGAUGGAUUAUCUCGAAUUCUGCCUGGAAAUAGAGAUCAAACACCUCCAGCAAAUUUCGGGAAAUAAGUCUACUGGACAAACCACUGUGACUAAGGUGGCCACCCCCAAAGACCCUAAUGCCAUGGACACAAGCGCAAGAAUCGCACAUGAACUUUUCCCUGAACAGGAUAGGUGGCUGGCAAACAAGCUAUGUAGCUCAGAAACAUCACCUCAAAUUGUGGCAUUGGAACAAGCAAUUGCUGCACUUCGUGGGAUGAGUAUCACCUCGACUACUUCACCAUCCAGCAAAGGCAAGGGCAAGGCGAAGGGCACAGACAUGGCAUCAAUGGCAUCGGCAUCUAUGGUCAAGGACACCAACGUGAGAAUCAUCGAGAUGGAUGAAUUCUCAGAGGAUUUUCAGUACAAAGUGUAG
This is a messenger RNA of Laetiporus sulphureus 93-53, 648 nucleotides long. RefSeq lists its product as uncharacterized. Lineage: Eukaryota; Fungi; Basidiomycota; Agaricomycetes; Polyporales; Laetiporaceae. The record is from RefSeq and is a predicted model, not a curated record. The transcript is spliced from 2 exons. The coding region runs from base 1 to 648 and encodes 215 amino acids.